AUGAAAGCCUCUCCUCCGUGUAGUUAAAGGCGACAUCUUGGAACCGGGCAUUACUUAGGGCUUUUGCGUUAACUGCGUUUUACGAAGCUCCCGGGACACGAAGCGCAGCUUCUGCCUCUUCUCCUUUCUAGUUUUGUGUAACGGGCUGAGAAGGGUGGGGAUGUGGCGCUAGGUUUACUGCGUUUGGACAGAGGAAUCCCUUCUGUCACUUCCUGCUGGAAGGAUUGGAAACAUUUAUGUGCAAUGAGCUAUUUGCUGCCUUUUUCUGUUUUGCUCAUGGGACUGCUACCAACGAGAGCCAUGGCUUGGACCUCAACUGGGAAGACACAUGCUGAACUGAUCAACAAUCUUUAUAAAAAUGGUGUGAUUAAAUCCCAACGUGUUCAUGCUGCGAUGCUGGCUACCGAUAGAGCCCACUAUGCCAAUAAUUUUCCAUAUAUGGAUUCUCCUCAGUCAAUUGGCUACAAGGCUACUAUCAGUGCACCUCACAUGCAUGCUCAUGCUCUUGAGUUACUGAAGGAUCAGCUAGUGGAAGGAGCAAAGGCAUUAGAUGUAGGAUCAGGAAGUGGCUAUCUCACUGCUUGUUUUGCUCGAAUGGUGGGCCCCACAGGCAAGGCAAUAGGUAUUGAGCACAUAGAAGAAUUGGUUCACGAAUCCCUUAGGAAUGUCAGAAAAGAUGAUCCAAACUUACUUAGUUCUGGACAAGUAAAACUUUUAGUUGGGGAUGGUAGGAAGGGAUAUCCUGAAGAAGCCCCAUAUGAUGCCAUCCAUGUUGGAGCAGCUGCACCCACUGUGCCAAUAGAGUUGCUGAAUGAACUAAAACCUGGAGGACGACUGAUUUUGCCAGUAGGGCCAGAAAAUGGAAACCAGGUUAUGAUGCAAUUUGACAAAACGAUGGAUGGCCAGAUUGUGGAAAAACAUCUGAUGGGUGUGAUAUAUGUUCCUCUGACAGACAAAGAAAAACAGUGGCCUCGGGGUGAACUUUAAAAGAUUUAAAUAAUUUAUAAAGGACCUUUUGAAAAUCUAUGAACUAUGUUUCGAAAAAAUGAUAUUUGCAGUACAUUAUAUUUGAAUGCUCAUUUCUCCUCUUUGAAAGUAACAUUUGACCUGUAAUUUUAAGAACUUGGAUGGAAUUUGGAAACAAAGCAAUGGAAAUUCGUUGAUUCAGGGAUAACAACAUAUUUCACAAUUAACAAUAAUUCUUGUGUGUACCAUUGUAAAAUAAACAAUGGAUAAAAAACUGCA
Messenger RNA from Thamnophis elegans (Western terrestrial garter snake), 1245 nucleotides. Its product is annotated as protein-L-isoaspartate(D-aspartate) O-methyltransferase-like. Lineage: Eukaryota; Metazoa; Chordata; Lepidosauria; Squamata; Natricidae. The coding region runs from base 244 to 987 and encodes 247 amino acids. Gene Ontology annotation, cellular component: cytoplasm. The record is from RefSeq and is a predicted model, not a curated record. Gene Ontology annotation, biological process: protein modification process. Gene Ontology annotation, molecular function: protein-L-isoaspartate (D-aspartate) O-methyltransferase activity. The transcript is spliced from 9 exons.